AAUGCGCAUGCGCGUGGUUUCCGGAAGAUAAUCAAACCUAUAACUAACGCGGGGCUGAAUCAAUUCGGAGUGAGUUUAACACGUUUAUACUUGAACCUGUUUGAGAUGAUAGUGAAAUCCAAACGCGUAUAUAAUGAGACCAGUUUAAAUGUAAAGACGGCUGUAGACCUCUAAUCAGUGUUUAGAUACUGAGGUUCGAAUCAAAAGUGCUUUAACUUUGGAAAAUUAGUUAGCUAAACUGAAGCCCAGUUAGGAGUUCAACCAGUGGUUAACCAAACCGCCAACUACUGCAGUUCAACCAGUGUUUAACAAGAUCACUAACUAGUCCAGUUAUAGUGAGUCAACAGCUUCAAGAGUUCACAUCGGAGAAGACUGCUGGAGUUGGAAGAGAAAUGAAUCAACUGGAAUUGAUCAAAGAUGAAGAUGAAGAUUUGGACGAGUUGAUGAAUGCCAGGGAUGACCCCAACGGCAACAACCCACACAAGUCGGUCUCCCCAGGUCCGGGGGAACACCCACUCCAAUACAACUACAGUCUGUGGUUUAGCAGAAGGACUCCUAGCAGACCGGCCAGCAUCCAAAGCUACGAGCAGAACAUCCGACAGAUUGCCACAGUUGCCUCUGUGGAACAGUUCUGGAAGCUGUACAGUCAUCUGAUUCGACCUGGAGAUCUAACGGGACACAGUGACUUCCACCUCUUUAAGGAAGGGAUCAAACCGAUGUGGGAGGAUGAUGCAAACCGAAGUGGGGGCAAGUGGAUCAUCCGUCUUCGUAAAGGGCUGGCGAGUCGUUUCUGGGAGAACAUCAUCCUGGCCAUGGUGGGGGAGCAGUUCAUGGUGGGGGAGGAGGUCUGUGGCGUGGUGGUGUCCAUACGCUUCCAGGAAGACAUCUUGUCCAUCUGGAACCGGACGUCCAGCGACCAGACCACAACGUCCCGCAUCCGAGACACUCUGAGACGAGUCUUAAACCUUCCUCCCAACACCAUCAUGGAGUAUAAAACGCACAACGACAGCAUCAAGGAUAACUCCAGUUUCAGAAACACCAAGAUCACCCUGUGAGGAGACCAACACAUGAACCAGAUUGUGGAAACGGAUUGUGGUGGAUGAUGAAUGCAUGGCAUGUGAAAUCAAGAGCGGAUGGAUGUAUGUAUGUUUGAAUGAAUGAAUGACAGUACAAAUGAAUGACAGAGGACGUGAUUUUCAUCUGACUUGUGAUCUUAUUAUUAAUUAAAGCAGCUGUUAAACAAG
This is a messenger RNA of Gadus macrocephalus (Pacific cod), 1244 nucleotides long. It is a transcript of the gene eif4e2rs1, whose product is annotated as eukaryotic translation initiation factor 4E family member 2 related sequence 1. Lineage: Eukaryota; Metazoa; Chordata; Actinopteri; Gadiformes; Gadidae. The transcript has 7 exons. Gene Ontology annotation, cellular component: cytoplasm; eukaryotic translation initiation factor 4F complex. Gene Ontology annotation, molecular function: translation initiation factor activity; RNA 7-methylguanosine cap binding. The record is from RefSeq and is a predicted model, not a curated record. Bases 393 to 1055 code for a protein of 220 amino acids. Gene Ontology annotation, biological process: translational initiation.